AUGGGAGCAGCGGCUUACCACUCUCGCCCUGAGAGGAUUACACCAACGAGUUUAUUUACCGGGAGGAAAAUCGGUUAUCCACCAGGGAGUAUAAAUCCGCCGCCAUGGGGUCUCCCCGGGUGCCCAUCGUCCCGGAUCUAUGUCCUUGGAAAAGCUAUAGCUGAGAUAUACGGCCCUCUAUUGCAAAACCGCGAUUUACGCAAAUGGCUCCCGUUCCGUCGAAACCUUCCGAAAUUCAUGAAGUCUCCCUUCACCCAGUUGGCUACCGUCCAGUCCGCUGCAUCUUACAACAGUAGGACAAGAUCAAGUCGGCUAAGGGAAGCGAAAAAGAGCGGUAAAUCCCUGUGGUAUUUAUACCAAGGGCGGAAUUGGAUUGUCUGGCAAGGAAUGGAGGUAGAAGGAGAUAAUGCUGGAAGAGGAAUGGAGAAGACUUUGGAAAAGGGAUGGUAGGAAUGGCACAAUUGCCUCCUUCCAUAUAUUCUUAGCCGCCGCAAUGGAACGAAGGCAAAGUGAGAGUAGAUAUAUCGCUCUACUUACCUUCUUUCACGGCCAGCUUUAUUUUUAUUGCAGGCAUUUUAAUUUCCCUCUUCUCAAAUACUUUUAAGUUCCUGCAUGUUAAGUUGUCGAACAAAUUUCGGAUAGAGUAAAUCGUUACCAAUCGUGGUAUAAUUUUUGAAGUGGAAAAUUUUUAGGCGCGCUUAGCAUUUUUUUUUGUGGUUAGUGAAUGAGAUUGAGCCAUCAUGCUCAGCUAUACAAAGCUCGUUCGGAUUAAGUCGGCUAGAAGUCGACUUAAUUGCAAUGAAAACUUCUAUUUUUUGAAGCUG
Nezara viridula (southern green stink bug) is the source of this 824-nucleotide messenger RNA. Lineage: Eukaryota; Metazoa; Arthropoda; Insecta; Hemiptera; Pentatomidae. The record is from the annotation of a GenBank genome assembly.